Molecule: messenger RNA, 864 nt
Organism: Leptosomus discolor (cuckoo roller)
Lineage: Eukaryota; Metazoa; Chordata; Aves; Leptosomiformes; Leptosomidae
Product: coiled-coil domain-containing protein 166
Source: RefSeq, a predicted model, not a curated record
AUGCGUGCUGGGAAAAAUAAGCAAAGAAUAAGAAGCAAGAAUGGAAAUACAUCCAAAGGAAUAAGUGACAUGGAAAUACUUGUCAAAGAGAGGAAAUCAUACUUGCAGAAGGAAUAUAAGAUUCUCACUGAACAUAUGAACACAUACAUGGGACGAAUGGAGCACUUCCUACAGGAAAACAAAUACCUAGAAAAGGAAGCCCAACAGAACCAGGAAGAAAGCAACGCUUACCUCUCUCACAUAACAAAACACAGACAGAAGUGCCAGAAUCUGAUAAUAACUCUAAAUGACCAGAAUCACAGUGAUCUGUCUCAAGUCCAGAUGCAGAAAGAGAAGCUAGUCUCACAGUAUACAGAAAAAGAGAAGGAGGUAAGGAGCUCUCUGAUGAGUAUGGAGACAAAGUACUUUCUUAUGAACAAGGAAGUUGAAGACCUGCAGCCUUUCAAAGAUCCAUCUGUUCAGCUGGAACAGAUGAAAAAGACUGAAGAGCUGGAGAAGGAAUUGUUGGUCACAAAGACACAGCAUUCAGAUGAAAUGCACAAAAUCAAGAGCAGAUUUCUGCAGGCCAAGGCUGACUGCGAGAUGGACUUUCAUCAGAAGAUCCAGGUUCUCACCACAAGAGCAGAAGAAGCAGCAAUACAAUCUCUAAUUCAGCACAUCAAACAAGUAGAAGCAGAGAAUUGGUAUCUGCGCCAGGAAUUGCUCAGACUUAUGCAAUACUCAAAAAUCCUUAAAGAAACCAAAGUUCAGCUGAGAGAGCAGCAGCAGCAGCUCCUUUGGGAGAACAAACACACUUGGGACAUGGCAGACUGGUUACACCAGCAUGAGGCACGUGUUGUUCCAGUUGGUCCAACCAGGUUUUGA